UUGAGUGAUGCUCUUUAGCUUGAUACUUGACACUGUUUAGAGUGGAUAAUUUGGAUCAGCAAUGGCUACAGAAGAGCUGGCAAAGUCGAUGAGCCGAAGGACGAGUAUGAAUAGAUCAUCCGGCAGUUUAAGAUGGUCCUCAGCAAGUCUCCGGGAGGUGUUUGAUUCCCCAGGAGGAGAUUUAUUUCAGCAGAAUGGAAGAGAGGAUGAUGAGCAAGAUCUCAAGUGGGCCGCCAUCGAAAGGCUUCCCACAUAUGAUAGGUUAAGACAUGGAAUGGUAAAGCAAGUUCUUGAAGAUGGAAAUGUAGUUCAUCACACAAUGAAUGUGGCUACUUUGGGAGUGCAAGACAAGAAGAUCCUUCUGGAGAGUAUACUUAGAGUUGUUGAAGAGGAUAAUGAGAGGCUUCUACGUAGAAUUCGUGAUCGAACUGACAGGGUUGGAAUCAGUAUUCCCAAGGUUGAAGUGCGGUUUCAACACUUGUCAGUUGAAGCAGAUGCCUAUAUCGGAUCGAGGUCACUUCCAACGCUCCCAAAUGCCUUCUUAAAUACCAUAGAGGAUGUUCUUCGUAUGUUAAGACUUGCUCCAUCAAUGAGAAAGACAGUUGAAAUACUCCAUAAGGUGAAUGGAGUGGUAAAACCAUCAAGGUUGACACUUCUUUUGGGGCCUCCGGGGUCUGGAAAGACUACUUUCUUAAAGACCCUUGCAGGGGUUCUGGGAAAGGAUCUAAGGGUCACUGGACAAGUAAGUUAUUGCGGCCAUGACAUGUCAGAAUUCAUUCCACAGAGGACCUGUGCAUAUAUAGGGCAACAUGAUCUUCACCAUGGUGAAUUAACAGUAAGAGAGACAUUGGACUUCUCUGGACGUUGUCUGGGAGUUGGAACAAGAUAUGAUCUCCUGUCAGAACUGACAAGAAGAGAAAAAGAUGCAGGCAUCAAGCCAGAUGCAGAGAUAGAUGCUUUCAUGAAAGCCACGGCUAUGUCAGGCCAACACUCUAGUUUGGUCACUGAUUAUGUUCUCAAGAUACUGGGAUUGGACAUUUGUGCUGAUAUAAUGGUAGGAGAUGUGAUGAGAAGGGGCAUCUCUGGUGGGCAGAAGAAGCGUGUCACUACCGGGGAAAUGCUGGGUGGCCCUGCAAAGGUUUUUUUCAUGGAUGAUAUUUCAACAGGUCUAGACAGUUCUACCACUUAUCAAAUUGUCAAGUAUAUGAGGCAAAUGGUCCAUAUCAUGGAUGUAAGCAUGAUAAUAUCUCUUCUCCAGCCUGCACCUGAAACUUUUGAUCUUUUUGAUGACAUCAUACUCCUUUCAGAAGGUCAAAUUGUCUAUCAAGGUCCCCGAGAUAAUAUUCUUGAAUUCUUUGAAACUGUGGGAUUCAAAUGCCCUGAUAGAAAAGGAGUUGGGGACUUUCUUCAGGAGGUUACUUCAGAGAAAGAUCAAGAACAAUACUGGUACAAUAAGAAUGAACCAUACCACUAUGUUUCUGUUCCUGAAUUUGUCCACCAAUUUGGCUCGUUUCAUGUUGGCCAGAGAAUCACUGACGAUCUCUCGAUUCCUUAUGAUAGAGCUCAAACCCAUCCGGCUGCAUUAGUGAAAGAAAGAUAUGGUAUUUCCAACAUGGAACUCCUCAAGGCAUCCUUCUCAAGGGAAUGGUUAUUGAUGAAGCGCAACUCCUUCUUAUACAUAUUCAAGACCGUCCAGAUCACUAUCAUGUCAAUUAUUGCUUUUACAGUGUUCUUUAGAUCACAGAUGCCUAGUGGUCAAGCUGCAGAUGGAGGAAAGUUUUUUGGUGCACUUUUUUUCGGUCUCACCAAUGUGAUGUUCAAUGGGGCAGCAGAGCUAGGACUUACACUGAUGAGACUUCCUGUCUUCUUUAAGCAAAGAGAUUCAUUGUUUUUUCCAGCAUGGGCGUUUGCAAUACCAAUAUGUGUCCUUAGAAUACCUAUAUCAGUUAUGGAGUCAUUGAUAUGGACAAUUCUAACAUAUUACACAAUGGGUUUUGCUCCAGAUGCUACUCGGUUCCUGUGCCAAUUGUUGGCGUAUGUUGGCAUAAAUCAAAUGGCUUUGUCUCUCUUCCGUUUCAUUGCAGCGGUUUCAAGGAUACAGGUUGUUUCAAGUUCACUUGGUACUUUUGCGUUGCUAUUGGUCUUACUCCUUGGUGGAUUUAUAGUCGCAAAAGAUGACAUAGUAUCUUGGCUGAAAUGGGGCUAUUAUAUUUCUCCAUUGAUGUAUGGGCAGAAUGCCAUAGCUGUCAAUGAAUUUCUUGAUGAGAGAUGGAAUGGUCCCAAUACAGACACAAGGAUAGAUCAACCAACCAUCGGAAAGGUUCUUCUGGCAAGCAGAGGGAUGUUUCUGGAUGGAUAUAUGUACUGGAUAUGUGUAUUUGCAUUAUUUGCCUAUUCAAUCGUCUUAAACAUCCUCUUUAUCCUGGCACUGACAUACCUAAACCCCUUUGGAAGUUCCAAGUCUGUCGUUAAUGAUGAUGCUAACAGUAAGAAAAAGAACAAGUUCUCCUCCAACUUAAAGGUGUCUGCUGACCAGAACUCAGCAUCCAAUGCUCCUUUGCAUAAAGGUAUAGAUAUGGCAGUAAGGAACACUCCACAUCGCACCAAUUUUGGCGUUGAAAAAGACAACAAAAGAGGAAUGGUGCUUCCUUUCAAGCCCCUCUCACUUGCAUUUGAACAUGUAAAUUACUAUGUUGAUAUGCCCCCUGAAAUGAAGAGUCAAGGAAUUCUAGAGCAUCGUCUCCAAUUGCUACGAGAUGUGAGUGGUGCUUUCAGGCCUGGUGUUUUGACAGCAUUAGUUGGUGUGAGUGGUGCUGGAAAGACCACAUUGAUGGAUGUGUUGGCAGGAAGAAAAACUGGAGGGUACAUUGAAGGAAGUAUUAGCAUUUCAGGUUAUCCAAAGAACCAAGCAACUUUUGCCCGCGUCAGUGGUUAUUGUGAACAGAACGACAUUCAUUCUCCACAUGUUACCAUCCAUGAAUCUCUUGUGUACUCAGCAUGGUUACGCCUUGGUCCAGAUGUGUCGAAUGAAAUACAAAAGAUGUUUGUUGAGGAAAUAAUGGAGUUAGUUGAGUUAAAUGGGCUGAGAAACGCGCUAGUUGGACUCCCAGGAGUAAAUGGUCUAUCAACUGAACAAAGAAAGAGGCUUACUAUUGCAGUAGAAUUGGUUGCUAAUCCCUCGAUCAUUUUUUUGGAUGAGCCAACAUCAGGCUUAGAUGCUAGAGCAGCGGCAAUUGUCAUGAGAACUGUGAGGAACACAGUGGAUACAGGGAGAACUGUUGUGUGUACAAUUCAUCAGCCAAGCAUAGAUAUUUUUGAAGCUUUUGACGAGCUUCUGUUGAUGAAAAGAGGAGGCCAAGUUAUUUAUGCUGGAGCUCUCGGACAACAGUCUCAUAUGCUCGUAAAAUAUUUUGAAUCAGUUUCAGGAAUUCCCAAAUGUAAAGACGGUCAAAAUCCAGCAACAUGGAUGCUGGAUGUCAGCUCUGCAGCUGUGGAGUCCCAGCUUGAUAUUGACUUUGCAGAAAUUUAUGAAAAAUCUGAUCUGUACAGGAGCAAUAUAAAACUCAUUAAAGAACUAAGCAAUCAAGCACAAGGCUCUGAGGACUUGCAUUUUCCGACCCAAUAUGCACAACCCUUUUUUACUCAAUGUAAGGCUUGCUUAUGGAAGCAGCACUGGUCAGACUGGAGGCAUCCAGAGUACAAUGCUAUCCGCUUCCUGAUGUCAACAGGAUUUGGUAUAAUAUUUGGAUUAAUUUUUUGGGGACAAGGGCAAAAUAUCCAAAAAGAACAAGACCUCUUAAAUCUGCUAGGAGCUAUGUAUUCUUCUAUUUUGUUUCUUGGGGGAACAAGUGUGGGGGCUGUACAGUCUGUUGUUGCAGUCGAAAGAACAGUUUUCUAUCGCGAAAGAGCAGCAGGGAUGUAUUCAGCACUGCCAUAUGCAUUUGCUCAGGUGGCUAUCGAGGUUGUUUAUGUUUUCAUCCAGACAUUCAUCUAUAGCCUUCUACUGUUUACUAUGAUUGGAUUCCCCCUGCAAAUCGAAAAGUUUCUUUUCUUCUUCUUUUUUGUGUGCAUGUGUUUUGUUUAUUUCACAUUGUACGGAAUGAUGCUUGUUGCCCUCACUCCAAACUUCCAAGUUGCUGCUAUUACCAUGUCAUUCUUCCUCGGUUUAUGGAACUUGUUCUCCGGCUUCCUCAUCCCUAGGACUCAAAUACCAAUCUGGUGGAGAUGGUACUACUGGGGCUCCCCGAUCGCAUGGACAAUCUAUGGCUUGAUCACAUCUCAGCUUGGUGAGAGUAAGGACCUUGUCGUGAGAUUUGAAGAAGAUAGUGUAUCAGUAAAAGAUUAUCUGAAAGAUGUUUUAGGAUACGAAUCUGAUUUCCUCGGGUAUGUUGUUUUAGCACAUAUUGGUUGGGCAGUUCUUUUCGCCUUUGUUUUUGCUUAUGGCAUUAAGUUUCUGAAUUUCCAAAGGAGAUAAAUGACAGUAUUCAGUACUUUUACCUAGUUA
Messenger RNA from Daucus carota subsp. sativus, 4504 nucleotides. Its product is annotated as pleiotropic drug resistance protein 2. Gene Ontology annotation, molecular function: ATP hydrolysis activity; ABC-type transporter activity; ATP binding. Gene Ontology annotation, cellular component: membrane. Bases 62 to 4474 code for a protein of 1470 amino acids. The transcript is spliced from 20 exons. Lineage: Eukaryota; Viridiplantae; Streptophyta; Magnoliopsida; Apiales; Apiaceae. The record is from RefSeq and is a predicted model, not a curated record.